CUUGUCGCGUUUGGGGCAAAUGACCUCCAACACGCACUGACAGUGUCUUCCUGAUGCAUCGUCAGUCAGUAUAUAGAUAGUUACUCUCAUCCACGAUGUUUUCCUUUCCGUCCUGAGACUCAGCUCCAACCAUCCGGCUCACAGUCCUUCCUUAUUAUACUAUUUUUUGAGUCUAUCCUUCGUUUUCUACGACUCAAACCUUGUCUCUCGCUUAUACACAAGUGUCGCCGCGAUGAAGUUCGCCUCCUCCUUUUGCACAUGGCUCCUGGCCUCGUGCGUCCUGGCAGCACCUUCUCCUUCCGCCCAGUUCUCACAUUCUCCUUCCCUAGCCAAGCGGUGCGUAAACAGCCCCGAAGAUCGGAGUUGUUGGGGUGACUACGACAUCGACACCAACUACUACGAUGAGAGCCCCGACACGGGCGUCGUUCGCGAGUACUGGUUCGAAAUCACCAACACUACGGCAGCGCUCGAUGGCGUAGAGCGCAGCGUUCUCACCAUCAACGGCUCGUUCCCGGGCCCCACCAUCAUUGCUGACUGGGGUGACACCGUCGUUGUCCACGUGACCAACUCCAUGCAGAACAACGGAACCAGCAUUCACUUCCACGGCAUCCGCCAAAACUACACCAACCUGGAGGAUGGUGUGGCGAGUAUUACGCAGUGCCCUACCGCCCCUGGAGACUCUAUGACCUACACCUGGAAGGCAACCCAGUAUGGCUCCUCGUGGUAUCACUCGCACUUCUACGUCCAGGCCUGGGACGGUGUUGCGGGCGGUAUUAUCAUCAACGGUCCCGCCACUGCCAACUACGAUGAAGAUCUUGGCACCAUCCUCCUUGCCGAUUGGUCGCACGAAACCGCCGACGUCAUGGUCCUCAGAUCGCACACAAGUGGCCCUCCCACGCUUGACAACGGCCUCAUCAACGGUACCAACGUCUAUGGCGACCUGGGAUCUCGCUUCGAGACUACCUUCACCGCCGGCACCCGUUACCGAAUCCGUCUCAUCAACGGUGCCGCCGACACUUUCUUCAAGUUCUCCAUCGAUAACCACACCAUGGAAGUUAUCGCCGCCGACUUCGUGCCCAUCAAUCCCUUUUCUACGGACAGCGUCUCCAUCGCCAUGGGCCAGCGUUACGACAUCAUUGUCACCGCCAACGCCACCGCCGACAACUACUGGAUGCGCGCCAUCCCCCAAAUCACCUGCAGUAACAGCGCCAACCCGGACAACGUCAAGGGCAUAGUCCGCUACGACAGCACAUCGACCGCAGACCCCACUACCACGGCCUGGGCCUCCGCCGCCGACGACGACUGCGACGACAUGGACAUGGCCCUACUGGUCCCCCGCGUCGUCGUCGCCGCCUCCGACUCCCCCGACGAGGAGGAAGACUUCCAAGUCAGCAUCAGCGUCGGCGGCAACGGCGUGCUGUGGCGCAUGGGCGAGAGCUCCUUCGUCAACCAAUGGAACUACCCGACUGUGCAGCAAGCCGCCGAGGGCAACGACACCUGGUCGUCAGCCCAGAACGUCGUGGUCCUCCCCGAUGCUAACCAGUGGGUUUACUUCGUCAUUGAGACUACGCUGGGCGCCUCGCACCCCAUGCAUCUGCACGGUCACGAUUUCUGGGUUCUGGGCCAGGGUACUGGUACUUAUGAUUCGAGCAGUGCUUCGCUGCAGGUGACCAACACCCCGCGGAGAGAUGUCGUGCAGUUGCCUGGCAGUGGAUAUGUCGUUAUUGCGUUCUACACCGACAACCCUGGUGCAUGGCUUAUGCAUUGCCACAUCGCCUGGCACACUUCUGAGGGUCUGGCCGUCCAGCUCCUGGAGCGCGAGACCGAGUUCCUUGCCAUCCAGGACAACGACCGGAUCAACCAGACUUGUGCCAAGUGGGACGAGUACACGGCUGUCAGUCUCGUGGUCCAGGAUGAUUCUGGCUUGUAAAAUAUGGUUUUAGAAGGGUUGAUUCAAAUAAGAGUGGAGCUCGCAUUGCCAAUGGAUAUAAUAGAGGAGCGCAGGAAAUUAC
This is a messenger RNA of Pseudomassariella vexata, 2012 nucleotides long. RefSeq names its product putative extracellular dihydrogeodin oxidase/laccase. The coding region runs from base 233 to 1930 and encodes 565 amino acids. The transcript is spliced from 3 exons. NCBI's taxonomy places the organism in Eukaryota, Fungi, Ascomycota, Sordariomycetes, Amphisphaeriales, Pseudomassariaceae. The record is from RefSeq and is a predicted model, not a curated record. Gene Ontology annotation, molecular function: copper ion binding; oxidoreductase activity.